AUGACAACAAGACUCCCUUUCAAAACGACAUUCGAACCCGAAAGGGCGAUACAGCCCAUAUUCACCGGGGGCUCAGUUGCACUAGACAAUGGUGCCAGGAUUCUGGCCACAAGCCUCGGGGAGGAUGCCGUCUUGACGGAUCUCUCAACCGGGAGGCAGUAUGCUAGAAUUGAAGGAGAUGACGAGCAAAUAUCAACCUUGACAUUGACCCCUUCCGCCUCUCACCUGAUCGUCUGCUCUCGAUCUCUCUCCAUGCGCAUAUACUCCCUCAAAGUAUCCGAAGAUCAAGACGAAAUCGAAGCGACCCUGACCCGAACUCUCAAACCACACGGGACCCCCGUCAUCGUCUUGGCUGUCGACCGGACCGGCACUCUGCUCGCGACCGGCGCUGCCGAUGGUAACAUCAAAGUCUGGGACCUGAUCGGUGGAUAUGUGACACACACGUUCCGGGGACCUAGCGUUCUUGUGUCAGCUCUACACUUCUUCGAGAUCGCCACUAGUAGGCUAGCAGACGAGCAAUUAACGGGCAAGAAGGGCAAGAAGACAAAGCGGAAAAGCGACGUCGGCAGUGAUGACAAGAACGAUGCGACUGCUAGGUUCCGUCUGGCAUCUGGUAGUCAGGAUGGCAAAGUCAGGGUCUGGGACCUGCACAAGCGCGCAGUGGUCGCGGACCUUGAGUCACAUGUGUCGGACGUCCAGGGGUUGGAUUACUCUGCGUCGCAACAUGCGUUGGUUACGGCCAGUCGAGAUAAGACGAUGAUCUGGUGGGAUGCGAAGUCAUGGACCCCGAGAAAGGUCAUACCGACAUUUGAGACGAUGGAAGCCGUGGGCUUCUUAGAAGAUGGCAGGCUGACCUAUACUGCUGGCGUCAAUGGCUGUGUGAGGCUUUGGGAAUCCGACACUGGCCGUGAGGUGACGGCAGAACAGGCAUCGAAGUCUGAGGGGGACUCAAUAGUUGGCGCAGUUCUCUGCUCAGAGCAAAACCUGCUACUGACUGUCCAGACGGAUCAUACCCUCGUCCUUUACCGAACACCAUCGGUGCGAGAUGCUCUCACAAUUCCUGAAUUAGCACCCCUUGAACCGCUCAGAAGGAUUUCGGGCACUCACGACGAGAUCAUCGACCUUGCAUACGUCUUACCUGAUCGCUCCAUGAUGGCACUGGGCACAAAUUCGGAAGACGUGCGAUUAGUUUCUGUGGCAGAGGUAGACGGAGGAGCAGAUGAUACUAUUGGGACAGGGCAUUACCUGGGCCAGGAUAUAGGCUUGCUCAAAGGUCACGACGAGAUCGUGAUUACGCUCGACGUCGACUGGUCCGGACACUGGAUCGCAACAGGUGCCAAGGACAACACGGCUCGGCUGUGGCGGGUGGACCGGGAGAACAACAGCUACACGUGCUGGGCCAUAUUUACGGGACACGCAGAAUCAUUGGGUGCUAUUGGCCUCCCCAAGACUAUUCCUCAGGAUUCGUCUGCAGCUUACCAGGACCCUGUCAACAACCCUCCCGCGUUUUUGGUAACAGGAUCUCAGGACUUGACGGUGAAGAAGUGGGAGAUCCCUCGGCAAGCCCAGAAGAAAGCCAAGGCUCUGUUUACGAGAAAGGCGCACGAGAAAGACAUCAAUGCGCUCGAUAUAAACCCCACAGGACAACUAUUUGCAUCUGCAUCGCAGGACAAGACUGUCAAGAUCUGGUCUGUGGCUGAGGGUGAGGUCCAGGGUAUUCUUCGAGGCCACAAGAGGGGUGUGUGGUCAGUCAGAUUUGCACCAGCCAACACGCCCACCAUCCAAGGCGACAAGGGGGCAGUGGCCGGAAAAGGUCUGAUUUUGACCGGCUCUGGAGACAAGACCGUCAAGGUAUGGAGCUUGUCUGAUUAUACUUGCCUGAGGACAUUCGAGGGCCAUUCGAACAGUAUUUUGAAGGUGGCAUGGCUCAAUCAGCACACAGAGGGCGACAAGUCAAAGCGUGUCCAAUUCGCCAGUGCCGGUGGUGACGGUCUCGUAAAGGUCUGGGAUGUCAACAGCGGCGAGACAGAGACGACGCUAGAUAACCACGAGGACCGGGUUUGGGCCCUUGCUGUACACCCCGAAACGAACAUGAUAGUCUCGGGAAGCGCAGACUCCACAAUCACCUUCUGGAAAGACACCUCAUCACAGACACAGUCUGCGGCGGUCGAGGCAGCCACCAAGCUGAUUGAGCAGGAGCAGGAGCUCGAGAACUACAUGCAUACUGGCGCAUACAGAGAUGCCAUCGCGCUUGCACUGCAGCUCAACCACCCUGGCAGAUUGCUCAACCUCUUCACCAAAGUUGUCACCUCCAAGGAACAAGACAAGGGGAGCUUGUCCGGCCUCAAGGCGGUAGACGAGGUCUUGGCGACGCUCUCGGACGAGCAGAUCUUCUUGCUGCUACUGAGGCUGCGGGAUUGGAACACCAAUGCCAGAACCGCGCCAGUAGCCCAGAGGAUCUUGUGGGCCGUCGUCAGGAGUUACCCGGCCUCCAAGUUCUCCAACCUGUCAGUCAAGGGUGCGCGUGGGCAGAAGAGCUUGAAUGAGGUUCUGAACGCGCUGAAGGUGUAUACCGAGAGGCACUACAAGCGCAUGGAGGAGCUUGUGGAUGAAUCGUACCUGGUCGAGUAUACGCUGCAGGAGAUGGAAAACUUGGCACCAACGAUGGACUUGCCCUCAGCUGAUGAGAAUGGUAAGGCGGAUGUGCUGAUGCUGGAUGCAUCUUCAUGA
This is a messenger RNA of Diaporthe amygdali, 2730 nucleotides long. Its product is annotated as U3 small nucleolar RNA-associated protein. Gene Ontology annotation, molecular function: U3 snoRNA binding; protein binding. Gene Ontology annotation, biological process: endonucleolytic cleavage in 5'-ETS of tricistronic rRNA transcript (SSU-rRNA, 5.8S rRNA, LSU-rRNA); endonucleolytic cleavage to generate mature 5'-end of SSU-rRNA from (SSU-rRNA, 5.8S rRNA, LSU-rRNA). NCBI's taxonomy places the organism in Eukaryota, Fungi, Ascomycota, Sordariomycetes, Diaporthales, Diaporthaceae. Gene Ontology annotation, cellular component: small-subunit processome; nucleolus; 90S preribosome. The record is from RefSeq and is a predicted model, not a curated record. The coding region runs from base 1 to 2730 and encodes 909 amino acids. The transcript is spliced from 3 exons.